GGCCCUCACAGAAAUCACAUGUCUCCGCUUCCCCUCGUCUCUACUUCGUCUACAGUGGUCUCUUUACAACUCCCCCCACUUAAAUGCCGUAUCCUCUCUCUCUACUACUCUCUCUCUCUCUCUCUCAAAAGCCGAAACGAUGCGGAGGCCACGACGACGACGCACAGAGGGCUAGGCAGACACACCACCAACUUUCCCUUUUCUUGGAGUCCUCUCCUGCUGUCGCAUUUCCUCGAUCGUCUCCUCCUCCUCCUCCUCGUUUCGACGCUCCAUCUUCGCAAAGAUUCGACCUUUUCUCUGCGCCGUAUCGAGGGUGAUCGCUGGAAUUCGUGGGGAAGCUCCGGUUCCGGCUCCGGCUCCGGCUCGGUCCGAUGUCUGUGUCCCCCAGUCUUCUGUUUUUCCAGCUGUAGGAGUGUGUUUGGAAAGUUUUUCUUCUGAUGGAAGACCCGAAAGCACCCGUGGCUGAAUGCCCUCGUGUCGAAACCCUAGGAGAAUCCACUACUGCAGAGCAUCGUCCGUUCAGUUCCAGUGAAGACGGUGGUGGUGGGUCUUGCUUGCGUGUCGAUUCUCUGAAGGAAAAUGGUAAUGAUCUCCAGCCUCAGGAUAAUGGUGAUGGUGCAGCUGUUGAUUCUGUGGCGACGGAUGCUGAAGUUGGGAAUGCGAACGUUAGCUGCGGUGUUAAAGGAAGUGAAGCUGUAGAUGAGAAAUGUGGCGACUUGGCCUUUCGUUCUGAGGUUCUGGUCGAAGAGGCUGGUAGAAAUACUGAUAUUGUUGAUGGCGGUGAUGUUGUGGAGAGCGCUAUCGGAGCAGCAGCUCAGGAUGUUGAAAGAGAGAGCACUAUUGCUGUUGGUGCAGGGGUUAGUUCGGGCAUCGUUGAAGAUACGAUAGUUGGCAAUCUAGAAAAUUGCAAUGCUGGUGGCAACACGGAAGACAUUUUGGCAACUGUUGAGGUCGGGGGUGGAAAUGUGAGCUCGAGCGGUGAUAGGGGCGAGGAGCUUGAUAAUGAUGUGGUGGCCCUAGACGGAGGAAUGGAACCUGAUGAAGCACCUGCUUUGAUUGGAGACAAUACAUCUGAGAAGAUGAAACUAACUGGCAACGGUAUAUCGAUUUUUGUGGAAUUUCCUGGACCAGCAAGUGGAGCAAUUCAGGAUCGUGUUCUUGAAGGUGGCCAUCAUUUGGGCAUCAAAGAAGAGCAGGAGAGAACGCCUUAUCAGGUGAUGGAUAGGAUGCCAGAUAAUAAGGACAGCGUCAGCUUUGCUGUAGGCGAUGUUGUAUGGGUGAAAACUAAAAGUCAAUCAUGGUGGCCAGGAAAGAUUCUAGAUCCUUUAGAUGUGCCGAAACAUGGUAUGGAAACAUUGGGAGUUGAUGAGAGGGAGUGUCUACUUGUUGGGUACUUGGGAAGUGGUCACGUUUCUUGGUGCCUCCGGUCUCACUUGAAGUCUUUUCAUAGCAACUUUGAGCAGAUGCUGAAACAAAAUAAGUCCAGAAGCUUCAUCAGUGCUGUCGAAAAGGCUGUGGAUGAAUUUGGCACCCGUGUGAGGCUGAAGCUCUCGUGCACAUGCUUUCUACCAGAAGAUGAAGAAGGGGCUGUAAAGCCUGAAGAAGGGCUGUAAAGCCUGAAGAAGGGGCAAAGGUCUCUGUUUUGGAGGA
Molecule: messenger RNA, 1650 nt
Organism: Eucalyptus grandis
Lineage: Eukaryota; Viridiplantae; Streptophyta; Magnoliopsida; Myrtales; Myrtaceae
Exons: 2
Coding region: 438-1613 (391 amino acids)
Source: RefSeq, a predicted model, not a curated record